AGUUGAACUUGAAGUUGAACCUGCGCUCGACCUUGCGGAGCUCAGCAGAUUCAGCUGGAGUCGAGCCGAGCAGCAUUGAGCUCGAUCAUGAAAGGCUUUAUUCAUUUUCAGCUUUAGAUUCUGGCAGCUAUAGAGAGAGAUUCAAAAUCAUAGACGCACUCGGGGACACUUCCUGAUCCUGGAAAAUGGAGCCCUCCGACAUCACUUCGUUUCUGCAGGCUGCUCUUGCCCCAGAUGAGAUCGUUAAGUUCCUGUUUAGGGCGUGGCUGAUCAUUGUGGGCCUGUUCUGGAACACAUGGGCAGUGCUGGCGCAGAGGUGGCAGACCCGGCGCUGGAAGCAGACCCCUGAUGCCGUCCACCCGUACUUCACCCGUGGCCGCAACUUCAUUGUCACUGGCCCCACGAGCGGCAUCGGGAAAGAGACCGCAAAGGAGCUGGCCCUGUGCGGGGCAAACGUGGUCCUGGCGUGCCGGGAUGUGUCGGCGGGGCAGAAGGUGCUGAGCGAGAUCAAAAAGGAAGGGAAGAAGCACAAGGUGGAGGUGAAUGUGGAGGUGGUGCAUCUGGACCUGCGCUCAUUCAUGUCAGUGCGUGCGUUCGCUCACGAGUGGGAGCAGCGGGGGCAGCCACUGCACUGCCUGAUCAACAAUGCAGGCGUCUUCAUUCGUGGCCUCAACUGGGCGCCCAUCACUGAGGAGGGCUUUGAGGAGCAUUUCCAGGUCAACUUCCUGGCCCCCGCCCUGCUGUCCCUGCUGUUGCUGCCGUCCCUCCUGCAGGGAGCUCCUUCUAGGAUCGUCAACAUCACCUCAGAGGGCCACAAGCUCGUGACGACCGUCGAUCUAGAGGGCAUGCGGCGCGGCAAGGGCAAGCACUGGUACGCGUGGAGCAUGUUUGGCGCCUACUGCCAGAGCAAGUUGGCAUCUACCAUCUUCAGCAUCGAGCUGCACCGCCGGCUGCCGAGUACCGCCCAUACGGAGGUGGUUGCCAUGCACCCCGGCUUCUGCGGAACCGAAGGCAUCCGCAACUUCCUGUGGGUGGUGCAAUGGUUCUACAAGGCGCUCGGCCCGCUGCUGGGCAUCUUCCUGACGUGCAACGAGGGCGCGCGGGGCCCUCUUUUCGCGGCGACGAGCCCGGUCGUAGUCGCGCAAGCCAGGAGGCUGCGGGCGCUUCAGUCGCGGAAAGGGCCCUACUAUAAUGCGGGGGGGUAUGCAGAGACCGUCGGCCCCCAGGCUCAGGACCCUCGCCUGGCUGCGGAGCUUUGGGACGAGACGAUGCACAUCCUCAAUCUGCCCACCGACUAUGUGGAGCGGAAAGUUUCCGCUCACCUGAAGAGCCGGCCGGAAACCGCAGGGAGGGAGGCGGAAAUGAUCGAAGCGGAAGCCAUGAACGUCACCUUGCCGGAGGAGAAUACGGGGUGGAGCAGGCUGGUCGGAUACGUUCCUCAAUCCUGGUUCAAGUGGGUCAAGUGGGUGAAAUGGUUGUAAAGUGGGCAAAGCUUGUGUAAUAUUCUCAGUGCUUCUUGACUUAAGAGCUAUUGUAGGCUGAGGUCGUGGUAAUCGACAAGAGGGGAUAUGCUGUCAUUGAUCGGACUUUGGUAGGCUAGUAGCUUCGCGCACGCGCAGUUUGACACAAGAAGAGGCUCGUAGAGCAUAUGACGCCAUUGCAUGUACGGCAUGUAUAGAUUGCCAUGCAUAUACGCACCUUUCUUUGCAAUGUAAUUUGAAAGCAUCGAAGGUUUUCUUGAGGAUUGAGCAUUUGGAUCAGGAAUUGCUGUUUAAAGGGCAGUGAUCAGUAUAUCAAUUUACAAGUUAAGAGCACUAUCGUUUGACCUGAACGAUAGUGCAUCAAUCUUGCCAGGUUGAUGCAAACUAUCUUGACCGGGACCCACUACAGUAGAUCUGUAGACGUCUGACUGGACUGUGUGUUUUUUAUAAAUUUGAUCGAGCCGCCACUUACCGGAU
Molecule: messenger RNA, 1958 nt
Organism: Klebsormidium nitens
Lineage: Eukaryota; Viridiplantae; Streptophyta; Klebsormidiophyceae; Klebsormidiales; Klebsormidiaceae
Source: the annotation of a GenBank genome assembly